UACAGAGUUACCUGCAAGAGAGCAGGAGGAAAUAGGCAGGAGACUAGGGGGGCCAGUUCCAAACCAUAGAGAUGAGAAGGGACUGGAGCUAGAGCGGAGAGGCGCUGACUCCAGAGGAAGGCGGGGAAUCCAAUUAGAGCACAGAGCUGGGGAAGGACCUAGGCUAGAAUAUACCCGAUGGGAAACGAAAUGAUGGACGCAGCCAUGUUACCAUAGAGAUCUAGCUGUUGCUAGACAGGCUAGGAGGUCUAAUGACCUUAGAGUAGUCGGAGGGUCAGUGUCCCACCACGGCGGGAGGAGGGGGUGUAGGGGCUCAGACCCAGAGGGUGCAGGGGAGGGAGAGAGGCCCCUGGGUCACCUGCCUCAGGUUGGGAUCCCGCAGGGCUUCGGGGACAGCAGGGAUGAGAGCAGCUGGGAGAGUGUGGGGUUGGGGUGAUCGCAGUGGGGCCUGUCAGGUAACAAGGGCUGUGGGAGACACGGGGUGGGGUCUGUCAGGCGGUGGGGUGACAAGGGCUGUGGAGGUUCCAGGGGUGGGGGAUGAUCACAGUGGGGGCCAGCAGACAGUGGGGCUGUGCUGUUAUUUGCAGUAUGCCUCCAGAGUCCCCUGUACCUGGAGCAGGAACAGGACAGGAGCAGAGUUGCCAGAACCCAGGCACAGCCUGGCUCCGCCAACCACUCUCUCCAUUUGACCCCAGGCAGCACCUCCCGCCAUAAGCCCUUGGGAGAAGUGGCAGCACCACAGUGUGGGACCUGGGACUGACCCUACAGCCAGUGGGGCUGGAGCGGGCCCUGCCCGAUCGCUCCCCAAACACAUCACAAAAACGUGCCCUCCCCUGGCUGCCAGUCUUACCACCUGCCCGCCACUUACGAACGCCCUGGGCUCAGUGUCCCUGUGGCAGUGCCUGUCUCUGCUGCUGCCGAUUUUACAGGGAAAGGGGCGUCUGCCUCUGAGCCAGUGACGGUCUGAGCCUCCUGCUAAACAGAGUCAGGCAGCUCGUCCUAGGCAGUGUGUGUGCCCAGUUUGUCACACCCCACCACCAUAUUAUACAUGGGGAAAUUGAGGCACAAAACGAGGCAGGGACUUGCCCAAGCUCAGAAUCAGGACAGAACCCAGCUCUCCUGACUCCCAGUUCCUGGCUCUACCCGCUAGAGCACGUAGCUUUUGCCUUUAGAAGGGAGGCAGCAGCACAGUUGAGCCUGAGAUGCCAGGGGAGGCAAGGAACAGCUGCAGGAGAGCCACCCAGGGCCUGGAUUAGGCUGUGCUGCCCUGGGAGAGGGGCUGUGCCAAGGGCGGUGACACAAAGAGCGGGACAGACGGGGACUGAGCCCAGAACCAGCCCGCCCCAAGGAGCAGCCAGCAGAGAUGGAGGCACAGGAAGGCACCCCUCGCCCCAAGCCAGCAGCAGAGGUCCCCGGGGCCACGGCUAAGGAGACUGAAGGGGUGGCUGGGACUGGAGCCAAGGAGGUGGCUCGGGGUGGGGAUGGGCUGGGGGAGAAGGGGAGAGCUGGUGAUGCUGGGAGCGAUGCUAAGGAGGGUGGUGAGGCUGGGGGAGCAGGGGAUUCUGGGAGAGAUGCUAAGGAGGGCGGUGAGGCCGGGGGAGCAGGGGAUUCUGGGAGCGAUGCUAAGGAGGGUGGUGAGACAGGGGGAGCAGGGGAUUCUGGGAGAGAUGCUAAGGAGGGAAAUGAGGCCGGGGGAGCAGGGGAUGCUGGGAGUGAUGCCAAGGGGGAUGGUGAGGCCGGGGCAGCAGGGGAUUCUGGGAGUGAUGCUAAGGGGGGCGGUGAGGCUGGGGGAGCAGGGGAUUCUGGGAGCGAUGCUAAGGGGGGCGGUGACAGGGGAGCAGGGGAUUCUGGGAGUGAUGCUAAGGGGGGCGGUGAGACAGGGGGAGCAGGGGAUUCUGGGGCUGGAGCACAGGAGAGGGAAGACAGAGGGCAGGGGGCUGGGGCAGAGGAAAGGGAGGCAGUAGGUGGGUCUGGGCCUGAGCCGCAGGAUGGGGCUGGAGGGGCCGAGCCAGAGACGCAAGGGACUGAAGCCGAGGAGGCCAGCAGUGCCAUGGCCAGAGAGGGGCAUGGUGGGAGCACCUCAGAGGAGUCGCUGUCCCCAGAGAUGGGGGGCGAGGAGAAGGCGUGGGGUGAGCCUGCACCCAGCUCCCCCGACGAGGGGCUGGCCAGCCCCACAGGGGACGCUGCCUUUGGGAAGGAGACUGGGGCCUCCCAGCCGGGAGGCACCUCCCAAGGCCGAGAAGCCACUCCAGGUGGCAGCGCCAGCACUGGAGGGACAGCCCACCAGGACAGUGCGCAGAGCCCUGCACCUGAAGGAGCUGCGCCCCCCAAGGAGAAGCCAAAGAGACCAGCGCUGGAUCGGAGGGAGCUGACCCGACCCCGCCUGGCACCCAGGGCCCAGUCCCGCAAGGCCCUUGUGGAAAAAUUUGGGGGGGCAGCCAGCGGCCCUGCCCCCAACAUCAAGAAGACUGGAGGUGCCAAUGCCAUCAAGAACAUGCUGCUGGAGUGGUGUCGUGCCAAGACGCGUGGCUAUGAGCAUGUGGACAUCCAGAACUUCUCCUCCAGCUGGAGUAGUGGCUUGGCCUUCUGUGCCCUCAUCCACAAGUUCUUCCCUGAUGCCUUCGACUACACAGCCCUCGACCCAGCCAACCGCAGGGAGAACUUUGCUCUGGCUUUUGCCACUGCUGAGCAGCAUGCUGACUGCGCCCCACUGCUGGAGGUGGAGGACAUGGUGCGCAUGAGCUUCCCGGAUUCCAAGUGUGUCUACACCUACAUCCAGGAGUUGUACCGCAGCCUUGUGGACAAGGGGCUGGUGAAGACCAAGAAGAAAUAGGUCUGUCCUGGAGCUCUCCUCAAAUGUGGCAUCUCUUCCACUGGUAACCCUCCACAGCCAUCUCCUGCCUGCCCCCUUCCCAGUGCUGCAGGAGCCCCCGGCUCAAGCGUGCACGAGAGACCCUGGCAGAUCCAGUAAAGCAGAACUGCUCCAAGCUCAGGCAGACCCGGGCAGUUUCUUGUGGUUCGCUCGGGAAGGUCAAGGGCUCCAUCAGCGUGGGCCACAUUCCUUGGCCAGGGCGCGACAGCUGUGGCUGGGGCUGCAGCCCAGUCAGGAGCGAUGCCCAUCAGCAACAGGAAGUCACCUCUGCCCCCUGCCAACGCCAGAUGAGCACAUUUCACCAUAGGGCUGGGGCCAGCGCCCCUCAUGGAUCCCAGCUGGCAGCAGGUGUCUGGAAUGUGUCUUUGGCUGACCACAGUAGGGCUAGUUCUCCUGGCACUCCCAGGGUCCAUUAGAACCAAGCGCCCCACACAUAGGGCUACCCCCACAGGAGCUGCCUGGCUCCAAGUGACAGUGAACCAGGGCUGCCUUCCUGCUGGUGCCAGUGUGACACCCAGCUGGGUACCAAUGAUCUUCCAAGCUCUGAAGGGCCUUGUCCAAGUGCAGGCUUCUGCUCUGGGCCUUGGCUCAGCUCUGCCAAAUCCCACAGCAGGUGCUCAGCAGAGGGCCUGGAAGUCUCAUGCUU
Molecule: messenger RNA, 3518 nt
Organism: Caretta caretta (loggerhead turtle)
Lineage: Eukaryota; Metazoa; Chordata; Testudines; Cheloniidae
Gene: SMTNL1
Product: smoothelin like 1
Molecular function (GO): protein binding
Source: RefSeq, a predicted model, not a curated record